Molecule: messenger RNA, 964 nt
Organism: Meloidogyne enterolobii
Lineage: Eukaryota; Metazoa; Nematoda; Chromadorea; Rhabditida; Meloidogynidae
Source: the annotation of a GenBank genome assembly
CACCGACAAAAAAUCUAGCAUUAAUGACCUGUCAUCAAUGACAACACCAUCUGUUAUUGCGCGAAUUAAUAGAAAGCGCUCAGCUGGCGAAUUAAAAAAUAAUUUAAUUCAAAAUGAAGAAGAAAAAAAUAUUUUUUUGAAAGAAUUUGAGGGGGAGAGGAAGAAGAAGAAAAAUAAUGGAGGGGAGGAAAGGAUGAAAGAAGACGUCGGUGAUGUUGAAAAAGAUGGGGGCAAUAAAGCCCUUGAAAAAACAGAGAUGGUGAUAAAAACGCCUGAGGGGAACAAUUUAACUCCUUUGGAGACAAGGAUAUGUGGUGGUGCCUCAUUUGAUUUAAGCUGGCAAGUUGAGUGGUCCGGCACCUUUUCAGUAGGCAAAAUAACAACAGAAAAUAUAGCUAAACGACUAGAUUCAUUAAUUUUAUUAAAAUCAGAAUUAAUUAAUAAUAAUAAGAGAAAUACCAGAAUGAGUUCAACUUCAGUGUUUUUAAAUAUUUCUUCUGAAAAAGAAAAUGGCGGGGGAAUUGUAUGUGUUACUGAAAUUGUCUUUCUGACUCAUCAUAUAAGCAAAAUUUGUUGUGUUGUAGCCCGUGUAGAAACUAAUCAGCUAGCUUAUAUUACACGCGAGCGGCAAUCGAAUAACAACCACCACAGAAUUAAUUAUAGGAAACAAUGUCAUGUUUUUAGAACAAAAACUGCACUUGAAGUAGAGGAAAUCGAAUUUGCACUUUCUUCCUUAUUCCAACAGCAAAAUAAUUUUGAAAAAAAUUCAAUUCAAAUGUUCAACAGCCCAACUUCUCCCCCUAGAAGACAAAUUAUUACUUCAACUACAAGUGUUAGGGACGUCGCCACGUCGCCUCUAUCCUUACAAAAGCAAAAUUUUUUUGCUUGCGUGGAUGCUGAAGGGUCUGAUUAUGUUACUCAAUGUCCUUUGAAAAAUAAUAAAAAGGUGGAAAAUUUUUUUUAA